UUAACAAAUUCCUCACUCGAAGUCUCCUCACGUACUACCUUAAAUUUAAGUUAAUACUUUCAAGAAAUCCUUUUGCGCAAAUGGCUAUGUACGAGAAAAUUUUGAGCACAGACUGAAUGAGUAGUUAAAAAUUCCAUUCUAAGAACUCCGAAGUAGCGUUGUUUACUCGCCAACUUCUAACUUACUGCGCCUCACGGACUGGAGGAAACGGCGUUCGCCAAAGUCCCCACCUCCUUUCUUCUUGCUCAAAAGCAAGAUUGCUACAGAUUGCUACAGAAAUAGUUAAACGCAUUCUCAACGUCAUCAUGUAAACCUCAAUAACCAAUCAAAAGAUCAUUUUGCUUAAAAAUGAGCCAGUUACUAAGUAAUGCAGCAUAUGGAGGUGCAGGAGAGCGGCUAUUCUUGAAUGAAGAUUUAAGUGAUAUUACAAUCCUGGUGAAAGGCUCUGAUCAUAAGCAAUGGCGCUUCCCAGUACAUUCAUUGUUACUGUCUUCGCAAAGUUUAGUAUUUUGGCGGAUGCUGUCUAGUGACUUUUCAGAGAAAACAAGUCGUCAGGUCAUAAUUGAGGACAUAAAACCUAAGACAGUUGAAUUAUUACUUGGGUACAUCUAUUGUGGUAGAGUUCAUCUUGAAAACUGGAAUUGUGCAAUAGAAUUGUUACGAGCUUCACAUAAAUACCAAGUGGAUCCACUUGUCCAAUACUGUGGAAGAUUUCUGGAAAGUGUCGUUACAGUGUGCAAUGUUUGUUAUAUCUAUAACGAAGCCUGUAUGUAUGCACUUAUGUCCUUAAAAGAAAAAUGUCUAAGGUUAAUCUUAGAUGCAGGCUUUGUUGUAUUACGCAGCAAAGCUUUUGAGAUGCUCAGCAAAGAUUCCGUUAUGGAUAUUGUUACUAAUCCCUGUUUGAAUAUAGGAAGUGAGUUAAUGGUUUUUGAAGCAUUACUUAGAUGGGCACCAAUGCAAUGCUGCAGGAUGGGAAAUCAAGUCACUGAAGCAAACAUUUUACAUGAAUUGGAACCUUUCUUGAAAUAUGUUUGUUUUGAUGACAUGUCAGAUACUGAAAAAAGUGCACUCCCAGCAGCUGUUCUAUCAUGUGUAGAACCUAAUAAUAGAAAUCGGUUACCUUUAUGUGUACCAGACACACUUAUGGCAUAUACUUAUUGCCUAGGUUUCCAGAUUGAUCAAGAAUACACCGAGCUCAUUGCAGAUUCACUCUGCUGUGUACGUUUUUCAUUCGAUACAUCUCUAUAUAUAAUUGGAAUAAAAUUUGUUGUUGCUGUUUCAGAGUUUCCCCAUCAUUUUCCUCUGACUUUAGUAAAGGAAAGUGCUACUGCCUCCAGUAAUAUGUUCACCAUAAAUUUAGCAUCUGCAUCCUGGAAAGAAGGUUUGCAUUUAAAUGAUCGCAAGCGCUACGAGGCUUUAAUUCGUCUGCGCCAGCCUUGCCAUUUAGAAGCUAAAACUGUAUAUAAAAUGUAUUCUGUGGAUAGAACUCAAAAUGCUCAGUGUCCCAAAACCCAACUAUUGAGUAGAACUGUACUAACAGAAUGGGGUCGUGUAAAUAUAUCCCUUCAUUCUCAAAGUAUUUGGGGCAUCACUGGAUUCCAUUUCAUUUGUGAUACGGGUUCCGUUUCCAAAUGAGACCAUUUUCUGUUGAAUUUUUUUUAGCCAUGUUACUGAAAUUUUUCAAAGUUUUCUAUUGUACAUUUUGGUUAUGUAGUUUAUCCUACAGUGUACUCUGAGUGGUAUAUUGUAAACACAAGUACAAAUACUAUGUAUAUUCAAAUUUUGUACAAAUCAUCAUGGCAUGUCAUUUCGCAGUCUGUUUUGUGAGUAAAAUGAAUAUUUUUAUUAGAAUUUGAGAUAUAUCUGUAUAUUUAAUAUUUUUCAUGUAAUCUCAUCUUAUGUUUAUAAAUUGUAUAAAUCCACUUUUGAGGUAUUUGUAAUAUGCCAUGCUGUUUCAGGUAUUAAUAAAUAAUCAUAAAAUUUUAUUUUUGUGUAAAUUGUUUUAAAUACAUUAUUCUAAAAAUGUUUUUAGUUUUAGUUAGUCUAAAAAGAUUUUAUAUUUUUAUAGUUUAUUAUUAUUUCAGUUUAAAGUGUUUAAUAUAUACCAAAUAUAAUUAUUUGGUAUGUGAACUUGCAGUUAAUGUUUUGCUUCAGGAGUAUCUUGUGCAAAAUUAAGCGUAAAUAUGCAAAAACUUUUUGAAAUUUUAAUUUUUAUAUUAAAUCAUCAUCUUUUCACAAA
Molecule: messenger RNA, 2239 nt
Organism: Stegodyphus dumicola
Lineage: Eukaryota; Metazoa; Arthropoda; Arachnida; Araneae; Eresidae
Product: BTB/POZ domain-containing protein 6-like
Biological process (GO): neurogenesis
Cellular component (GO): cytosol
Molecular function (GO): protein binding
Source: RefSeq, a predicted model, not a curated record